Guillardia theta CCMP2712 is the source of this 648-nucleotide messenger RNA. RefSeq lists its product as hypothetical. The transcript is spliced from 3 exons. Bases 298 to 594 code for a protein of 98 amino acids. NCBI's taxonomy places the organism in Eukaryota, Cryptophyceae, Pyrenomonadales, Geminigeraceae. The record is from RefSeq and is a predicted model, not a curated record.
GGCCGGGCUACCAGCACUGCAGACGAGAGUGAAGGACUCGAAGAUGACGCGAGGUCGGACGAGAAAUCAGCCGACAGCUCAGGUCGUGCUGAGGGAGGCGAUGAAGGUGAAGGGACAGACCCGGCAAGGCAGCAGGGCAAGGAGGAGCAAGAGGCUCGCUACUUCGUGGAGACUUCGCCCGCACCCGCCCAUGGGAGCAAUCGGUCUAGCAAUCGCUGGCUCAGAUGGUGGCACAAGCUCGCCUCAGAUGAUGUUCGACCCCUCGUGCUCAGAGCAGCUGCCCUGGCAACGCCCGUCAUGAUCCUGAUCGCUUCUUCCUCCCUCGGGAACAGCCGCAUGGACGCGUGCGCUCCACACUGCGAGACAAGUUAUGCUAGAGACAAAGCAACGAAGACGCGUUCAGCAGUUGGUGGAGAUGUGAAGGAAGUAGCAGAGAAGAAGCGGAACGGAGCCGUGGUGAAAGAGGAACAUCAUGAGCAUCGCAAGUUGGGAACUCAGAGCUCGUCGGCACUGAUCAACGAGAUCAUGUACGACAAGGUGAUCCCCUUUUGGUCAGACGUGAUUCCUCAGAUCAUGUACUCGCAUGUAGAGUAAGUGAGAGGAUUUCCAAUACUUUCACACAUUCAUUGCAUAAAGAAAAACAAAGUU